CACUUUGCCUUGAAAUCGACAUAACCUGACAGUGCCAGGAAGUGCCAGACAUAACCUGCAAGUGUCAUGAAGUAUCAGGAUCAAAGGCAAUAGCAUUCCUCUUCACGUGAUACCACCAUGAAAAAGCUUUUACUCGACGCAUUACCAACUUCUUUACUCAACACCAACUUGUUAGUUGUAAUCUUCAACUUUGAGUGUCGAUCUUGAGGUUCUUUCCUUCACAAUUACUCUCAACAUCUCUCGCUGUUGUAAAGAUGUCCGACAAUGAUCAUGAUUACGAUCACGGUGGCCGAGACCACGGAGGCUUUGGGCUAACAGCUGCACCUCACAUCGAACCGGAAUCUGGACUUGAGUGGCCCGAUUUCCAGAACCCAGAGCUCGCAUCCGUCGGUGAGGUAGUUCUUUCUGGCCAACUUCGGUUUGUAGCACGCCAGAACCAGGCAUUGAUGGGUAUGGUCCAGAACCUAUACUCUGCUAUUUCUAAGUCCCAAAGUCGACGAAGCAGCAUGUCAUCUACCGGUGCUAGCAGCGAUGCGGGUGAUUCCGUUCACCUCAGAAUGCCGGAUGAGAACGCCGAACGAUUUUCCCAAGCCUAUCAGACCCUGAUCGAAGGUGGUGAGAUCUACGAGACCGUAGCUCAACUUCAUGAUGUCUUUGUUCAACUCAACAACAAGAAGUCAUGCGCAACACGACUUCGACAAAGGACGCCCAAACUUUCUCUCAACAUGUUAUAAGCAGAUUGAAGACAAACGGUCUGAUCCCGGUGGCCAAGAGGAUACAGAUCUGGUCGAGAAGCAGGACGUGAUUCUCAGAUCUUCUGCUGCACAUCUGCCAGCAGAUCGGGGAUAAUAUGGUAGUCCUUAAAGGUACUGAUGUCCUUGAAUAACUUAAGAGCAUGGCCUAUGGUGAGCUUCCAAAAGAGCCUACCUUUGAAGCUACUAUCCGGCACUUUGUUGCCAAUUGGAUUAGAUCUAUUAUUGAUGCGGUUAAGAAAGAACUUCGGGGUUUAAAGCCAGAACGUGGC
Molecule: messenger RNA, 1024 nt
Organism: Fusarium redolens
Lineage: Eukaryota; Fungi; Ascomycota; Sordariomycetes; Hypocreales; Nectriaceae
Exons: 3
Coding region: 255-734 (159 amino acids)
Source: RefSeq, a predicted model, not a curated record